AAAACCCAAAAUAAGUAACUGAGAAUUAGAAUUUUUCUAUUCAUUUGGCGACUGGGAUUCCGUUCUUUGGAUUCAUUUCUUCAUUCAUCUGAGUUCUUCAUUUGUAGGAUUGCAUUUGCUAAUGGAACCAACCAAUUUUGAUGAACUUGAAGUUGUUGAUGCAAAACCUUUACGGAGCCUUCCUCCUGAUGUAUCCCCAUUUGGAACCUAUAUUCCUCUAUCAAACCCCCAAAUCCCAAUUCAAAAACCAUCAAUGAAUAAUAAGGUUGGGGUAUCAAAAGCCUCUCCAAUGGAUGUUAAAUCAUGUCAUGCCAAUGCAAACAAUGGGGAUGAUAACAACAGUGUAUCAAGUAAUGGAGAAAAGAAGCCAAGGCUUAGUAGACCUACUAAGAAAGUAAAACUCAGUGAAGAAGUUAGGUUAUUGUCCCUAGAAGGUGAUAGGGAAUCGGUAUCGAAGGUUUUGAUCAAAUUUGAUGCACUCAGAAGAAGGCUUGUUCAACUUGAGCCUGAACCGAGUAAGCGACCAGAUUUGAAAGUGGGGACAAUAAUGAUGAAUAAUGGGUUAAGGACGAAUGCCAGGAAGAGGAUUGGAAAUGUUGCAGGAGUUGAAAUUGGAGAUAUAUUCUUUUUUAGGAUUGAACUGUGCAUGAUUGGAUUACAUACUCAAACCAUGGCUGGAAUUGAUUAUAUGAAUGUAACAUAUGAUCAAGUGCAAGAACCUGUUGCGGUAAGCAUUGUCUCGUCUGGAGGAUAUGAAGAUGAUGAUGGAGACGGUAAAACAUUGAUUUAUACCGGGCAAGGUGGUAAUGUCUCAGUUGAUCAAAAGCUUGAAGGGGGGAAUCUUGCAUUGGAGAGAAGUGUGCACAGGGGUAAUGAAGUUAGAGUUAUUCGAGGUGUGAAGGAUGUUGAGAGUCGAAAAUCUAAAGUGUAUAUAUAUGAUGGGCUUUAUAGAAUUGAAAAGUCGUGGACAGAAAAAAGCAAAAUGGGUGCCGCUGUUUUCAAAUAUAAAUUGGUGAGAAUACCUGGACAACGCGAAGCGUUCACUAUUUGGAAAUCAAUUCAAACAUGGAGGGAUAACAUUGGUUGUCGUCCUGGUCUUUUAUUAAUGGACAUAACCUCAGGAGCAGAAAAAAUACAGGUUUCUCUUGUAAAUGAGAUUGAUGGUGAUAAAAGGUCUCCUCGGUUUAUUUAUUUUAAAGGUCUCAAGUUUUCAAAAACUAUGAAGCCUUUGGUUGGCUGCAAUUGUCAAGGUACAUGCCUUCCAGGUUCCAAUUGCUCUUGUAUUAAGGUGAAUGGAGGUGAUACCCCACACGCCAAUGGGGUUCUUGUGGUUCAAAAAUCUGUGGUACAUGAGUGCGGUCCUUCUUGUUCAUGUUACCCUGGUUGCUCCAACCAAGUGUCGCAUAACGGUUUGAAAGUUCGUUUGGAGGUAUUUAAGACCAAGGAAAAGGGCUGGGGCCUCCGGUCUUGGGAUCCUAUACGUGCAGGUACGUUCAUUUGUGAAUAUGCAGGUGAAGUUAUAGAUGCGGAUGCCAAAGGAGCAGAUGUAGAUGAUGAAUAUACCUUUACCGCGAUCAAUGCAGGAGACUACUCGAGUGAGUGGAAUUAUGUGCCUGAGCUAAUAGAAGAAGAGAAGCCUGUGGAUCUGAAUGAGAAAUUCAAGCCUUCAUCACCCACAAUGAUCAGUGCAAAGAAUAUGGGUAAUGUAGCUCGUUUCAUGAACCAUAGCUGCUCUCCAAAUGUCUUUUGGCAGCUUGUCUUACAUGGCCAAAAUAAGGAUUCCUUUCCACACAUCAUGUUUUAUGCUAUUAAACAUAUUCCUCCAAUGACAGAGUUGACAUAUGAUUAUCUGAAAUGCGGGAAAGAGAAGCGAUGCUUCUGUGGAUCCGCAAACUGCAGAAGUUUUUUCGGCUAGGAGUUUUGCAGAACAGAAAAUUAGUGAUGAAAGAGUGAUUUAGGAUGUCCUUUUUACAAUUCAAGAUUUUUAAAAUCUCCAAUUUUGCUAACUUCUUGAACUGUUAUGAAGAUAUACUUUCUGAAUUGUGUUUCCUCUGCCUUCAUUGACUGGUUUGAUUAGUUAUGUUAUUAUGCAUCUUAUCUGUGCUGGAAUGUUUUGUUUGUUUUUGU
Messenger RNA from Papaver somniferum (opium poppy), 2127 nucleotides. RefSeq names its product histone-lysine N-methyltransferase, H3 lysine-9 specific SUVH1-like. The record is from RefSeq and is a predicted model, not a curated record. Bases 122 to 1915 code for a protein of 597 amino acids. Lineage: Eukaryota; Viridiplantae; Streptophyta; Magnoliopsida; Ranunculales; Papaveraceae. Gene Ontology annotation, molecular function: zinc ion binding; protein binding; histone methyltransferase activity. The transcript is spliced from 2 exons. Gene Ontology annotation, cellular component: nucleus.